AAUUACAUUUUACAUUAUAUAUUUUCGUUUCAAAAAAUAACUCGUAAUUAUCAAGUAAAAAAAAAUUUAUUGUAAAAUGAGCAAGAAUAAUGGAGAAGGUGAGUGGGACCAAAAGUCGAAGCCUCUAAAUGUGGAUCGAUACAAUGUCUUGCUCAAAUGGUUGCGCGAUCAUAAGAUUCCUACCGAGAAGUUGAAUAAGGAUUUUUCCGAUGCGGUACUGAUGGCUAAGCUACUUAAAGGGAUUAUACCUAAGCAAAUCGAUGUUCAUAACUAUCCCCCAUGCAAUAGCCUAAAGUCAAAAUUAUUAAAUUGGGAAACGAUGAACACAAAAGUAUUCGCUAAGUUAAAUAUGAAACUAAGCAAAUCACUUACUGAAAAGUUGGCAAAAUCUGAGCCAGGUAAUAUUGAAAUAGUACUUAUGGAUGUUAUGUUGUUCGAAGAAGAGAAGCUGGCAAAUGCUAAAAAGGCCACUCAACUAGAAAUGUCCGGUACUUUGCCCGAUAAUGAUGAUAUCAUUAUGGUUAGUGUUAACAAGCAGAUGGGCGAUGCAAUUAUACAAAUUCCGCAGAAAAUGAUCAAUUACUCUUUGUAUGAGCAAUCUGUUAAGGAUUUAAAUGCGAAUAGAGUAUGUUUGACAGCUGCGCAUCAAAAGAUUGCACAUUUGGAGAAUUUAUUGGAUAUAACAAAUGCAAAUAUUGAUGAAAUAAUCAAACAAAUACAUUUGUUGUCCAACGGCUCACCAAGAGACGUUCACUAAGUUGAGGGAAUAGGAAAAACUAUUCAUUUAGUUGGUGAAUCUACACUUGAUUUGGUUUAAAUACUUUUAAUGUGAUUUUAAAUGUUAAAUUAAUUAAAAAUAUAUUUAGGAUGGGAUUUCUUGAGAUAUUCAUUUAUCAAAAUUCUGAUUAAAAGAGGUUUCAGAGAUGGAAGCAAAAUAAAUUUUUUUUCUU
Messenger RNA from Teleopsis dalmanni, 950 nucleotides. RefSeq names its product sperm flagellar protein 1-like. The record is from RefSeq and is a predicted model, not a curated record. Gene Ontology annotation, biological process: regulation of cytoskeleton organization. Bases 77 to 757 code for a protein of 226 amino acids. Gene Ontology annotation, cellular component: axoneme. The transcript has a single exon. NCBI's taxonomy places the organism in Eukaryota, Metazoa, Arthropoda, Insecta, Diptera, Diopsidae. Gene Ontology annotation, molecular function: microtubule binding.